Molecule: messenger RNA, 942 nt
Organism: Lodderomyces beijingensis
Lineage: Eukaryota; Fungi; Ascomycota; Pichiomycetes; Serinales; Debaryomycetaceae
Source: the annotation of a GenBank genome assembly
AUGGAGAUACCAAGAGAAGAGCUCCAUAAGAUUGCACCUACGCCGGUCUACUUCCUAGACGAGCUGCCCUCGCCUGCAUCACCAUCGACACCACUAAACUCGACCUCCAACUCCAGUUCCCACCAUGGCGGCAGCAAGAAAUGGGUCAUCCCCACCCUAUGCAAGAUUCAAAAAUACAGUGCUUGGGGCCUCGUGUCAUUCCUAGGAAUCCACCUCACGUCAGUCGUGGUAGUGCCCAUCCUCCCCAUCUCGCACGAUCUCAAGCAACAAGUAUUUUCGCUAGCCAAGGCCGUCUACCAAGAUGUGCCACUAUACGAACCGGUGUUUAUAUUCGGGGCAGGCAUAACUCACAUUCUCCUGGGGAUAGCCCUCCGGCUUGUGCGCUAUUUCAAAAGGCGGAACCAGCAUCGGCUGGCUGCGCGGGUCCAGCUUUUGAAUGCCGCCAUCGACAUCAAGGACAGCGACGACGAUAUAGGCCUCGGGGGCAUCUCCAACAUUUUCGGCUUGGGGUACAGGAAAAGCAUAACUACGACUCAAUUCGGCCUUACGCCCUUGCAAUUCUCAGGGUACGUGCUGAUCCCCUUUGUCUUGUUCCACAUAUACAAGUUCCGCUAUAUGCCGUGGGCGGUCGAGGGCGACUCCUCGUUGAUCAAUCUAGAUUAUAUCACCUAUGUGCUCAAUCUCAAGCAUCCCUGGGUCAACACGGUGGCGCUCUUGGGGUUGGUUCUAAGUGUCACGUACCACGUGACUAUCGGGGGGAUGAAGUUGCAGGGGUUUUACAGCAGGAAUUGGAAACGGGCCGGGCUAGUGAUGGUGAAUGUGUUGGGUUUUGCGGGGAUGGUGAGUAUUUACAUGUUUAAGAGACUGGUGAAUGUCGACUUGCAUUCGGCUGAUUUUGUCGGGAAAGCGUUUUCCAAGUAUAUCAAUGCUUUCUUGUUGUAG